CAGGAAGGCACAGCGGGCGGCAUCACGUAGACUGCUCUGCCGCCAGACGACUCACCCGACGUGCGUCGAGCUGUACGAUUCCGCUAUCGAGCAUCGCAGACCCUACUCCGCAUGUUCCUCUUUGGAAUACCGCGGUGGCAGUUUGGCAGAGCGAUCACGAAUCACAAUGAUGAAUGCCAGCCGGAACAAAGCUCGAGUGACCUCGUGAUCCUCUUCAGAUCCCAUCUCCUGCUCGCGGGCCUGCUUUCAGGAAUGGCCACUUCACCCUCUCCACGACCCAUUCACACCCUGGUCGUCUCUUGAUCCUUCGCAAGCCGCAAGUUAUUCGGUCUUUCUAUCCUACACGCGCCACCGUGACCUUUGGCGCAGCUCCUUGCGCGAGACCGUCGGAGUUUCGACGAGGCCCUCUCUUGCAGACACUCUCAUGACCUGCUCCACCUUUCAUGGAAUCUAGCAGACCGCGUGCGGUGUCACUGACUACGAAUAGCAAGGUCGCCUUGCUCUCGCCCAACUCAACGCCUUAGGCCCCAAACACUGCCUGCAUGGGAUCCUAGCUUCGACCGUGCACACGACUUCGCGCGACACCUUGCCCCGUUGCCCCAUUCUUUCAUUCGAACCCAAAGGAGCGCAUCGAGCACCUGCAAUCUUUGUGCAACGACGACAACGCUUUUGCCAAUCACAUUCUGCUCUCUAUACCACUCUGGCUGCACCCCGCACUGACAGUCAAGGAGAUCGUCGCCAUUGCACGCGGCCUACUGCAACUCGACCGCAACGCUUUAUGGACACACUGUCACCUCAAUAUCCACCUGCUUUGUCAACUUCCUGGCCCUAGCACCAACACACGAGUCUUACUCUACCGCGAAGCGUUUACGUAUCAUUCGAGGUCCGGUGGCAGAGUUUACGAGCGAAACUCUAUUCAAAACACCCCCAUUAUCCAUAGCUGGGCAUCUUCUCCGAUAUCAGAUGUCUCAAGGUCUGGUAGAGCGUUCGCCUCGACAGUUUCACCACAACAAUUCGCCGCCUCAGCCUCACAGGCGACCAGACCACCUUCCAAGAGCACUCCAUAGUCGAAGCGGCAGCCCUUCGGCUCCCUGCGCGGCGGUGAGCGAGGUGCACGCAAUGGCACAAAGUGCUGCUGUGCCAUUCUCUGCCACAAGGUCGAACGCACCCAACGCACCUACUCACGCUCCUGCUUGGACACACGCUGCCCCGGAUACGUCCACGUCGCGCGCGAACGGUCGACAAAAUGGCGAUCGUGUGCGAAGCGACGAACAGCACGGCCAAUUGCCUGGUGGCAGCACUUCGCCACGGCGAUCAGCGGCGAUCGCUACAAAAAGUGGGCAACAGCAGCAGACGUCAUCUUUAAUCACUUCGUGUCAGCCGCUUGCGUCGCCG
Messenger RNA from Ceraceosorus bombacis, 1395 nucleotides. The record is from the annotation of a GenBank genome assembly. NCBI's taxonomy places the organism in Eukaryota, Fungi, Basidiomycota, Exobasidiomycetes, Ceraceosorales, Ceraceosoraceae.